Glycine soja is the source of this 830-nucleotide messenger RNA. RefSeq lists its product as uncharacterized. The transcript has a single exon. Bases 273 to 602 code for a protein of 109 amino acids. The record is from RefSeq and is a predicted model, not a curated record. Lineage: Eukaryota; Viridiplantae; Streptophyta; Magnoliopsida; Fabales; Fabaceae.
GCAUUUGCUAUGUAUAACACUCUGUCUCAUGUCUCCUCUUGCAUGUUCUCUUCUGUGCUCCUCCACUUCGAUCUACUCGCCAUUAAAUUAAUUUGGCAUUUAUUUUCAAUCAAUCUCCUCCCUCUGUAUGCUUUACCUCUCUUCAAUUCGUUCCUAUCACUUUAAUAACUUCUCUCUCUCUAUAUAUAUACGACUAAAUACCCUAUAUGCUCAAAGUGAAGAAGAGUCACAGUCACACCACUUUAGUUUUAGGCUAAUAUUGUGAAAGAAAGAUGAGCAAGAGGGCAAGGAGUCCAAGGUUGGAACUGAGGCUGAACUUGUCCCCACCAAGGGCAGCAGCAACCUCAAUUAUAUCUUCUUCGGAGCUGUCAUCGACGGAGUCUUCGACGUUGUCGCCGGUGUCGGUGCAAUCGCUGGAGAGCUCCUGCGUGUCUUCCGAGGCUGAAGAGACAAGGGCAAUGCUUCUCGUGGGGUGUCCUCGGUGCCUCUUGUAUGUUAUGUUGUCGGAGGUUGACCCUAAAUGCCCCAAGUGCAAGAGUACUGUGUUGCUUGACUUCCUCAACAACGAGGAAAACAAUACCAAGAAGAGUAGCAGCGAGUGAGAGAUAUGUUGUGAACACCACAUGCAUUACCGUCGAAGAUUAACCACUCCACCUAGUACCAAGAAAAUGUUGUUUUUUGUUAUUGUUGGAUUUCCCUUUUUAGUUAAUUAUUAGAGUAGAAUUGGCAUUUUCCUCUCUCAAGUUUUUUCUGUGAAAUUUUGCUGUUACUUACUGUACCUGUACAAGACAAUUGCAAGUUAAGGGAAGAGAUUUUAAAUUUGAGUUUUA